Messenger RNA from Knipowitschia caucasica, 657 nucleotides. The record is from the annotation of a GenBank genome assembly. Lineage: Eukaryota; Metazoa; Chordata; Actinopteri; Gobiiformes; Gobiidae.
AUGCCUGUCCCCGCUGGAUACGUGAGCGAGUCCCCCGCUGCGGCCUUCGUAUCCUCGGCCUCGCUUAUCCCCCCUCCCCCGAUCAACACCCAGCAGCCCGGGGUCGUCACUUCGCUGCUUUACAGUGGAUCCAAGUUCAGGGGGCACCAAAAGAGCAAAGGAAAUUCUUAUGACGUGGAAGUAGUGUUGCAGCAUGUGACUAUGGAAGACUCCUACUUGUGUGGCUACCUGAAGAUCAAGGGUCUAACAGAGGAAUAUCCUACGUUGACCACAUUCUUUGCCGGGGAAAUCAUCAGCAGAAAGCGCCCGUUUCUCACAAGGAAAUGGGAUGCUGAUGAAGACGUGGACAGAAAACACUGGGGAAAGUUUCAAGCUUUUUACCAGUACGCAAAGACAUUCAACUCGGAUGAUUUUGACUAUGAGGAUCUGAAAAACUCUGAUUAUAUUUUCAUGCGGUGGAAGGAGCAGUUUCUUGUGCCUGACCACACAAUUAAGGACAUUAGUGGAGCUUCGUUUGCAGGAUUUUACUACAUUUGCUUCCAGAAAUCCACAGCAACAAUUGAGGGCUACUAUUAUCACAGAAGCUCGGAAUGGUACCAGUCGUUGAACCUCACCCAUCUCCCCGAACACAGCGCGGCCAUCUACGAGUUCCGGUGA